AUGGAUUCUGAUUCAGCAAAACACCAUGAACAACCCUUUAAAAGAUCCAAGCUUUCUGCAGAAGAAGACAACCCACAAGAAGCCGAAGUUGAUCGAAUCAGCAAUUUGCCCGAUACGAUUCGAUGUCACAUUUUGUCAUUUCUCCCAACAAAAUUCGCUGUGGGAACCUCCAUUCUAUCCACCCAUUGGAAGAAUCUGUUUGCUUUGAUCCCAGAUCUUAAAUUGGAGUUUGACGAUACCUUACUUCUGCAUCCCUCGAAGAAAAGAAGAGUAUGGGGAGAAAAAGGGGAUGGAAAUGGUUUUCCGGGUUUUGUUGCCGGAGUUAUGAACAGGUUGAUGGAAACCGCCAGUAGCAUCCGUGAAUUCAACCUGAAAUGUUACGGAAGAUACGAAGAUGAUGACUGUUUUCUGUCUGCUGUUGAUGCUGCUGUUAGACUUCGCGUCCAAACUGUUUGUCUUAAUGUCUCAAUGAAUUCUUCCAGUAGUAAUAGGAGUUUAAUUUGUAGUCUAAAUGGCUGCACCACCUUGGUGAAGCUGGUGUUGACGAGCUGUUUGUAUUCCUCGACUCUUGUUGACCUUCCUGUGGUUUUAAAGUUUCCCAAUCUGAAGAGUUUGAUUCUUGAGCAGGUUACUAUUUCUGAUGAUAUGGAACUGCUUUUGGAUGGAUGCCCUGUACUCCAGCAGUUGGAGAUGUUUAAUUGUGACUUUGAGAUAUUUGAGGACACCUUUCGCAUCAGUGUACAUUCAUUGAAGGUGUUGACUUUGAAAUUUUGUAAUAUGUUUGGUGAAUUGCUUAUCGUCGUAGACACACCGGAGCUCGAAACUUUGUUCUAUGGUGGCUUACUUUAUGAAAGAUACUCAUUUGUGAGCAAUUUUACUCGAAUUUGUGCUCUGGAAUUAUAUGUUCUUUGGUUUGAUGGAGAGGACUCUGCUGCCGAGCUCAGUCUACCUCAAUUCCUCACUGCAUGCUCUAGAGUUGAGUGUCUAAUUUUUGGACAAUCAACAAUGGAGACCAUUUAUCGAUUGUCGCUUCCAUUGCCUAAACUUUGUAAUUUAAAGAUGUUGCGCACCCGAGUCGCUGGGAUGGGUUCAUGGAACACGUUGCGGAGAUUAAUUGAAGGUUCUCCAAAUCUUGAAAUGCUAACUAUUGACAAGGGAUCGAGCAUGAUUGAUGGCGACUAUACAUGUUUUUUGUCACCAUUUGAGGGGGUGCCUUACUGUUUAUCCUCGAGCAUUACGUGCAUAGAGAUUAAAUCAUUUGAAGCUCAAGAAGAAGAACUUAAAUUUAUUGAAUAUCUUUUGGAGAAUGGUAAAGUUCUAAAGAAGAUGGUUUUCGAUAAUGAAUUUGACUGGAAACAGAAUGAUGAUGUCUUCAAGCGAAUACUUGAGGCUGAACUAAAAUCAAAGACUUGCAAGAUUUUCGGGUAA
Messenger RNA from Oldenlandia corymbosa var. corymbosa, 1428 nucleotides. NCBI's taxonomy places the organism in Eukaryota, Viridiplantae, Streptophyta, Magnoliopsida, Gentianales, Rubiaceae. The record is from the annotation of a GenBank genome assembly.